Molecule: messenger RNA, 4533 nt
Organism: Gossypium arboreum
Lineage: Eukaryota; Viridiplantae; Streptophyta; Magnoliopsida; Malvales; Malvaceae
Exons: 8
Coding region: 1383-3956 (857 amino acids)
Source: RefSeq, a predicted model, not a curated record
AACUUGACAAAUUUUUAUUUGGGAAGUCAACCUCUUGAAAUUCCAAAUUUGUGGGUUAUUACGAUAGCUGAGUGCCCAAAAUGACAGCAUUUUCUUCUACAAUUUCAAGAAAGAGUGAAAAAGUGAUUGAAGAGCAAGACGUAGAAGAUAAUACUGCCGUUUUAUUCUGUGACAAGGUUGUCAUUCCCCAUUUGGAGAAUCUGAAGUUGUCCUCCAUUAACAUUCAGAAGAUAUGGCACCACCCAUCCUACUCACCAGAGAGGAAUCAGAUGUUCUCUACACUGCGGUCCCUGUGUCUGGAAGACCUUCCCAAACUCAAAGAUGCCUGCUUUGAGAAUAGCUUUGAAUUCCCAUGCUUAAGAGAUUUAACACUAAAAAAUUGUCCUCUGCUGAAAACAUUCAUCUCUAAAUCUGUAUGUGGAGAUGAACCUCAAAUUCACCAACCUACACAAACAAAUAACUCUGCUGUCCUCAAUGAAAAGAUUGUUUUCCCUCGUUUGGAGAAGUUGCUGAUUCAGGGUUGUGAUUCGUUAGAAGAAAUAAUGGAGCUGCAAGCACUCAAUGCCAAUGAAGCACAGUCAACAUCAGCUACGCGGUCUACUAUGGCAGACACAAUGAUGACCAAGUUUGUAUUUCCCCGUCUAACGCACCUUGGACUGGAUAAGGUGCCGAGUUUGAAAAGUUUCUACUCUAGGAUGCAUACCACCCAAUGGCCAUCAUUGAAAUUUAUGAAGGUUAUUGAAUGCCCCAGAGCACAAAUUUUUGGUGAGGUUGAAAUCCCAAACCAACAACCCUUGUUUUGCAUCAAUGAGGUAUGCUCACUGAUAGUUUAUAUUCCAUGUUCAUUACUUGAAUUUAUUAGAUUGUUUUCCUUAGUAUUUGAGAAGAUGGUGCAAUUAAUAACAAUGAGGGUAAGUGUCUGCACUGAAAUGACAGAAAUAGUUGCAAAUGGGGGAGACUACCAUCAAACAAUAGUGCUUGGUAACUUGAAAUGUUUACAACUAAGCAAUUUAAAGAGCCUCACAAGCUUUUGUCCUGGAAGUUACACCUUCAACUUUCCUUGUUUGGAAGUAGUAGUUGUGGAAGGGUGUCCUAAAUUGAAGAUCUUUUCUAAGGGAGUUUUAAGCACUCCACAAUUACAAAGUGUAGAACAGGAUAGUCUCAUUAUGAAAAGGUGUUGGGCAGGUGACUUGAAUACCACCAUACAACAGUUGUAUAUAGAAAAGGAUGGAUUCUGUGGCCUAGGUGAUUUGACCAUCUCUGAUACGUUUCCCGAGUUGAUAGAAAUAUGGAAAAAAAAACCUCGAGCAAUUUUAGAGUUGAAGAACCUUAGCCAAAUGAAGUUUAUAAAUGUAGCAGCUUGAUGUACAUUUUACCCUUCUAUGCUUUUGAGCCUCAAGCAACUAAGGUUUAUAGAAGUAAAAGAAUGCAGUAUAAUGGAACAAGUGAUUAGGGAAGACGAGAAGGAAGCAACGACACAUGAGUUGAAAUUUCCUCUGCUCUUCUUUGUAAAAAUGGUGUCGUGUUCCAACUUGACAAAUUUUUAUUUGGGAAGUCGAGCUCUUGAAUUUCCAAAGUUGAGUAAUAUUACGAUAGAUGGUUGUCCAAACAUGACGGCAUUAUCUUCUUCAAUUUCAAGAAAGAGUGAAAAAGUGAUUAGUGAGCAAGACGUGGAAGAUAAUACUGCCGCUUUAUUCUGCGACAAGGGUGGAUUCAAUGACAGAUUUCAAAAGUUAGAAAUAUGGAAAAGAAACCCUCAAGAAAUUUUGGAGUUGAAGAACCUUGGCAGGGUGGAGAUUAAUAAAUGUAGCAGCUUGAAGUAUAUUUUUACCCCGUCUAUGCUUUUGAGCCUCAAGCAACUACAAUUGAUAAUGGUCAAAGAAUGUAGUAUAAUGGAACAAGUGAUUAGGGAAGAAGAGGAAGCAACGACACAUGAGUUCACAUUUCCUAAGCUCUCCUAUGUAACAAUAAAGGCCUGUUCCAACUUGACAAAAUUUUAUUCAGGAAGUCGAGCUCUUGAAUUUCCAAAGUUGAUUCAUAUUAUCAUAGCUGAGUGUCCAAAAAUGACAACAUUUUCUUCUUCAAAUUCAAGCGAGCAAGAUGCGGAAGAUAAUACUACAACUUUAUUCUACCAUAAGGUUGCCAUUCCCAAUUUGAAGCAUCUGACUUUGUCCUCCAUUAACAUUCAUAAGAUAUGGCACCAUCCAUCUUCCUUAUCUCUCACGCACUUGUGGAGCUUGCGGGUGGAAGGGUGUCACAAUUUGAAAUACCUGUUUCCGUCUUUCUUAGUAAAAGAUCUUGUGGAACUCAAAGUCCUUGAAAUUAAGGACUGUAAUGUGAUGGAACAAGUCCUCUUCACGGAUGGAUUGGGUGCAGAAGAUCAAUGGAGGAAUCAUACGAUUUUCUCUAAACUAGAGAGGCUGUCGCUGGAAGACCUUCCCAAACUGAAAGAUACCUGCUUUGAAAAUGAGUCUGAAUUCCCAUGCUUAAGAGGUUUAACACUAAAAAAUUGUCCUCUGCUGAAAACAUUCAUCUCUAAAUCUGUAUCUGGAGAUGAACCUCAAAUUCACCAACCUACACAAACAAAUAACUCUGUUGUUCUCAAUCAAAAGGUUGUUUUCCCUCAUUUGGAGAACUUGCACAUUCAGAAUUGUGAUUCGUUAGAAGAAAUAAUUGAGCUGCAAGGCCUCAUUGCCAAUGAAUCACAGUCUAUUCAAUCUAUUGUGCCAGAAACAGUGACCACCAAGUUUGUAUUUCCCCAUGUAAAGCACCUUGUAUUGGGUAAGUUGCCGAGAUUGAAAAGUUUCUUCUCUAGGACCCAAUGGCCAUCGUUGAAACAAAUGGAGGUUAUUGAAUGCCCCAAAGCACAGAUAUUUGGUGAGGUUGAAAUUCCAAACCAACAACCCUUGUUUUGCGUCAAUGAGGACACUUUCCCUGUCUUACAAGAAUUAACACUGAAGACAACUGAUAUGAUGAAGGGGAUAUGUGAUGGACAACUCUCAUUGCAGUGUUUCCCAAACCUCAAACUUCUUAACCUCCAAUUCUUUCCUGAGGCAUCCACUACUCUUCCAUAUUCCUUCAUUCGCUCACUACCAAAGCUUCAGAAGCUUGUUAUAAACAAUGCUUCCAUUUCUGAAAUAGUCCGGCCUAAAGGACUCAGCCACAAGGAAAGACAUACAUCAGCAUUCUCUCAGUUAAAGGAAUUAAGCUUGUCUGAACUUCCAGAGUUGACAUUAAAUACUUUGUUUGAAGGACGCAACCACAAAGAAAGACAUACAUCAGCAUUCUCUCAGUUAAAGGAAUUAAGCUUGUCUGAACUUCCAGAGUUGACAUUAAAGACUUUGUUUGAAGGACUCAUCAAUGAGGAAAGGCACACAUCGGCAUGCUAUCAGUUAGAGGCGUUAAGGUUGUCUCAACUUCCAGAGCUAACAUUAAAGACUUUAGAGCCAUUUUUGUUGUCUUUCAAAAAUCUAUUAAGUAUGGAAGUUUCAAGAUGCCAUGGAUCCAUCAGUCUAAUGGCAUGCUCGACAGCUAAGAGCCUGAUGCUACUAGAAAGAUUGAGCAUAGCUGAUUGUGAAUUGAUAGAAGAAAUCAUAUCAUGUGAAGGUGAAGACUUACAGGGCAGCAUUGUUUUUCCCAAGCUGAAGGAGUUGCGACUGAGUCAUCUGCCAAGUAUAGCAAGCUUUUCAUUGGCGCAUCACUCGUUGGAGUUCCCAGUCUUGCAAAUGGUGAUAGUGACAGAGUGCCCAAAAAUGAAGAAUUUCUGUCAAGGAGAGUUAAGCACACCAAGGCUGGAACAAAUGCACUUAACAGGAGAUGAGGAUGGUGAACUGCAGUGGGAAGGCAACCUUAACACCACCAUAAAGCAUAUGUUCGAUCAAAUGGUACCAAUCAUUUUAAAGUGUUAUACUUUUGAAAACAUUGGUUUUACCUUUCUUUAUAAUUGUUUCUUUUGAUCACGCACGUACAGAAUGUGCAAAAUUCUCAAGCGGUCGAGGUUACUGAUCAAUUGCACCAAAUUGAAUAAGGAAAUAUGUUGGGGUGCAUGUGAGACAAGCUCAGUUUCAUUUCAAUUCAAACCAAACCGUAAUUUACUCGUCUAUUUUCAUCAUGGCUUAACUAAUGCUUUACAAAGUGACCAUGGAAAUGCCGUUUUCAUUGUAGGUUGAGUUGCUCUAUUGGAGUAUGGAGGCUUCCACUUUCCUUUAUUCAGUUUUUGCAAAUCCACUAUUGUACUGUUGCAUUUCACAUUUUAACCUAAGUAUUGAUUUUGAAGUGCAUCAUGUUUGGCACUGGGAAAUACGAACAUGAAAACUUUUAGUAGUAAGGUUGACCCCAGUUUUAUGGAUGUAUUUCAGCCACAUUAUACUUUUUGCUGGUAUUUUUGUAUCAGCUUGGGGGAUUAGACGAUUUUAAUUAAGAUUGCUACUCAUUUUGUGUGUGCUUGUUUCAUCUUUUUUGUUCUCUGUAUAAAGAAUAUUAUGUACUUAUUUUAGUAUUUUGAUGAAAAGUUGAAGCUAAUAUCUCCUUCAA